UCGAUGUGCCAUAGAAAUCGGGUCGAUUCGUCAAUCCUCCCGUCGUCCAUUGCCGAAGGACGCAAGAAACACACAAGAAAUUCCUUUCAACGCUUCAAUUCCCAGAAUCUGAAACAGCACAAACAGUAAGAUCAUGGAGCAGCAAGGAGACGAUGAAGAGAACUUACAGCAAACCGCUCACAAAAAGAUGAAGACGAUGAUCAAGAUACCCUCUUAUCAAGAAGUAAUCGAUAGCUCUCAGCCGAAGUCUCAAUCCUUCUCCCAAGCCUUUGCGUUCCUCAAAUCCACUGAAUUUUACUCUCCUCCUCCUCAACCAGUCCCUGCCUCCUCUCAAUCAUUGCCGGAUUCUGAUAUCACAAACCCUAGAAAAAAUGAUCAGUUAGACACUCCAUGUUCUUCAACAUCAGCUUCUGCAGCUACUCCAGCUAAUAGCUUGUCGGCGUCCAGCUCUGUUCCUCGGAAUGCCAUUCUUGUCAGCAAUAGACAGGUGAGAUUGUUACUUUGAAUUGGCAUUGGCACA
Molecule: messenger RNA, 520 nt
Organism: Cucurbita pepo subsp. pepo (vegetable marrow)
Lineage: Eukaryota; Viridiplantae; Streptophyta; Magnoliopsida; Cucurbitales; Cucurbitaceae
Source: RefSeq, a predicted model, not a curated record